Messenger RNA from Leptopilina heterotoma, 2053 nucleotides. RefSeq names its product transmembrane 7 superfamily member 3-like. Gene Ontology annotation, molecular function: nucleic acid binding; methyltransferase activity. The record is from RefSeq and is a predicted model, not a curated record. Bases 174 to 1850 code for a protein of 558 amino acids. NCBI's taxonomy places the organism in Eukaryota, Metazoa, Arthropoda, Insecta, Hymenoptera, Figitidae. The transcript is spliced from 8 exons. Gene Ontology annotation, biological process: methylation.
AGUUUUGUUUUUCACCUGUUUAUGUAUACAAAGAUUAUAAAUGUGGUUAUAAUAAUACUGAGACAGGCAACUUUGAUAAAAGUCGCAUAAAAGAGAAAAAUUUUGCGAUUCUCGCAACUUUAUCUGGUUUCGUUCUAAAAUUUAGAAUUUCUAAGAAGAAUCUAAAAGGAAUAAUGAUGGAAAAUAAAUUCUAUAUUUCUUUUCUUCUAUUUCUCAUUUCCUCUACAUAUCGAAGCACGUGUACGGAAACUAUUUCAAAAGAAAAGGCGCCGAAUUUCGAUGACUAUAGAAUUUCUUUGAAGAAUUAUGACAAUGAAGACAGGAAUCCUCAGGAAUUCAGCCAUCAGGGUUUCAUUCCUGGAAUGAGCAAUAUUACAUUUGCAAUUACGGACAUUCCUAAUAAUGUCUCCUUUAUUAUUUUUCAAAUUCACGCAUUUCAGCGUAAUGUCACUAUUUCUUAUAGUGAAAAAUUUGUAUUACAUACAAAGGAUAGUGUAACUGGUUCAAAUAUUGGCUUAUUUUACGAUACAAAUGGAAAUUCUUCGAUUAAUACGUACGUGAUGAAUGGAAAUAACGAUAGUGUUGAUGCACUUUUUGUUGUUUUGUCUUACACAAGUGACGCUCCAAUUCCCGGAGGAUGUAACAUGGAAUUCAAUAUCGAAAUUUCACCAUUUCAAAAAGUGUUUGUUUCAAAUUCAAUGAUUUUUGUUGAUGCACAACCUUCGUCUAAGCCUGGCAAACAAAAAGUGGCUUGCGACAAGAAUUUAGUUCAACAUGACGCUUAUCAAUUGUACCUGCCUGGUCAAGAUUUUACAAAUGAAACAUAUUUCACCUUUAUCAAGAAAUUUUUAACACCCGAAAAUAUUCUGCGAAACGGUGUAAAAAUUCCAAAAUCAUUGAUUGGAUCUUCAAUGAGAAGAGUUUAUAAUGCGUAUCCAGGAGUUGGAUCAGUUUAUGCGAUGAUAGCAACAUACAAAAAUCAGUCUUCAGCAUAUGUUCCAUCCUUUACAUACGCUUGCGAUGAUGUUUCGUUUGACGAUUGUGGAUUCAUGUUGACUAAUGGUGUUUCAAAGACACUAUGUGUAGCGAUGAUCUUUCUUGGUGUAUAUCUAAUGAUUUUUGGUCACAAAACACCAACAGGUGCACUUUUCAUUUUUGCUUCUUUGCAAGGCGGUUUAAUUGGCUACACAAUUGCCAUAAAUGCAGGAACACAAAGUGAAUCAAACACAAUGUGGAUUGCGAUUGGCAGUGGGCUUUUAUUUGCAAUUAUUUGGAACGUACUUUCCUGCUGCCUUUGCGGAAGAGCAUCGAGAAUUUUUUCCAGCGUCUUUUUAGCAUUCUUCUUCUCCUGCCUGAUCUACUAUAAAUUACCAGAUAAAGCAUUGCCAUUUGAAAACGACUACUACUUUUGGGCAUUCUUCGCCGCAUUUACAUUGUUGCUAUUUAUUAUGAUAUCAAUAACAGCUUGUCUGUCGAGUGUAUUUUGUUGUUCAAUUAUUGGUUCGUACCUUUUUAUCGUCGCUAUUGACUUUUACAUUGGAUCGAGUUUCAAGUACAUUAUUAUAAACUUUAUACGACGAGUUACUAUUUCCGGCUUUGAUGUUGCUAUUAUAAAUCCACCAUUUGGCUCCCAAGAAACUUCAUUAACUGUAUUUUGGGUUAUAUUUGCUGUGGCAUCGUUUUUAAUACAAGUACAAGUUUGUUGUCGACUUUGCUGUUGUCGACCAAAUAGUGGAUAUGAUGAAAUAACCAUACCUGUUGCUCAUAGAAGUAGUGAUGGAAAUGUUGAGUUUCUGCCAUGGCGUGACAAUUUUCGAGCUCAUCGAAGUCUUCGAAAAAUGUACAGUUAAAUCGGUUCAGAAUUUAAAAUUUAUUACUUGCAUUAUUCAUUUAUGUUUAAUUAGUUUUUAAAACAUAUGAUUAUUAUUACUUACAAAUUUUGUCUUGAAAAACAAUUCGAAAGAAAGAAUCUUUGAACGGUAAGGCUGAAAACAGGCUGAAAACAUAUUUGUUAACUACUAGAAUUAUAAAUAAAUAUUUUUAUAAGACGGAA